GACAAAAUAGCGAGCGAAAACCAGCCCGCUAGCGCAGCCAGCCCGGACCAAUCACAUUCAAGGUUAUAAUACCAGAUAUUGCGCUGCGCACACGAGAUCCAUGACAGGCCGGCAAUCCCGCGCUACUCUCGAGCACUUGCUUAGAUACAGAGCAAGGUCAUACUGUGGCCGUUUGGAUAUAUAAAGCCAUUCGUCGAAUAAACACUAUAACUUAAGUGUUGAAAAUGUCUUCUCAUGGGAAAUACGACGAGCUACCCACAACGGACGUGCUGGUGAACGAUAUUGAUGAGGGAAUUGAUAUUGUCUCGGUGACUAUCGAAGAUAUCACGGACAAGGUAAGAGUUUCUCUUUUCCGAUUUACGAUAAUUUAUGUAGUUGCUUGCGUGAGUGGUAGGCAUGUGGAAGUGACUUUCUUCUCUCGUCAACCAGGCCCGAGGGCUAACUACUGGACCACCACUCCUAAGUAAUGGUUUGCUGACAACGGACAACCUCCAGGGUUCGAAAGACUCCGGUUUUUCCUCUCGAGUGUCCGAAGUCGAUGGAGCUGAGACCGAAGAAGACAGGUCACGGCGCUCACUUCUAAAGGAGCAUAGGAAGGAAUUGGCAUCACGUCUCACACGGAUUUCUGAGUGCCAAAAUGGUGCGUUUAAUUUUUUUGGUUAAUUUGCUUCAGACUUCAGUCACCAACAAAAAUGUUCAUAGUUUCAAAAAUAAUGCAAAAAACCAAAAAAAAUAUAUUUCUUUUUCGCUGUCACUGUCACAAGAGUAGUGUCACUCGAUUUUUGAAUUUUUGCGUUCUCGUGAGUCCGAUUGUUAACAAUACUUUCAUGACUGUGACUAUGACUUAUUCACUAUCUGGUGAGAUUUUGUUUUCCUCUUCAACAAUUAGGCUACUCCGUCCCAUUACUCAUUGCUCCUCUAAUUUUGAAUGAGAGCCGCUACAAUCAACCCAACCCCCAUGUAUGAAUCGUUUCAGAACGCCGAUGUAUUUAAUCCUGUACCAAUGCCAAUGAUAAAGAUACUGUUUUUAUUGAAGAUUCAAUUCAAGCACCGAUUUUCCCCCCUCUCAAGUAGCCUAUUAGUAUUAGUAGGCGCCUAUUUUUAACAAACUUUGUAUUAUUAAGUACUACUUAUCUAAAUUUCAUCAUCACUUAGCGAUAAUAUCGUUUACGAUAAGAUAGCCCCACCCCGACUUGUCUAAAUAUAAACAAAGACGCUUUUUAGCCCACAAUUAUUUAUUAUUAAGGAAGGAAAACAAUACUCGAUUGUACAAGCGAAAAUACAUCUUUAUGCCGGUUUCCACACGUGGGAAACCGGUAAAGAUUGGAUGAUCGUCGCUCUCUUCCCGUGAGGCGCACGCAUUCCGUUCAGCCCUGUCUAAACCGGUUUGAACCCGUUAGUCGUACAAUGGUAACAGUUGUACGUUGCCGGUUGAGCUCAAUACUAAAAAUGGCCAUUGACGUGUAUUAGAGAUCCGCCUGGCGGUCUAUCCACGUGUAAAAAAAAAAUUAAUUGAAAACAGUUCAAUUUCAUUACAAUGAUUAUGAUUAUUAAAUCCCAAGUAAUAGGAAGUAGUUCCGUACUGACAGUUACGAAAGAAUUUAAUCCAACCUGAUAGUAUAGCCUACCCUAAUAAUAAGUAAGCCUAAUAAUAAGUAAUGACAAUUAUUAUAGUAUAGAGGCCCUGAAAAGGGUGUAAUAUUUUAAACAGAAAACUAUUAAUAAAACUUUAGUUUUAUGGGGUAAAAAUUUGAAAUGACAAUUUUCGCAUACAUUAUAAAUAAAUAAAAUCGAAGUGGGUAUUUUUUAAUCGGACCCGGCUAUCAUAAGUGAAAGGUUGGAAUUGUAGGUGUAGGGUUUGUAAGAUAAAAUUUGGUAUCAAAUGAAAGAUAAUUGAAUGGACUAUUGACUAUUUUUGUGAAGUUCUUCAGAUUAAUUAAAAUAAACUACACUACCACAAAUGACGUCCCAAUAGCAUUUAGUCUAAAGGGACCCUGGUCCGAAUAGCCGCUGCCAAAUAAAAACGCUUGUACUUUUUUUAUUUCCCCCCUCCCUUCAACUAUUUUCUGAAAUAGCCUGACCUGAUACUGUAACUGUAGUGUCCCAACAACUUUUGAUUGUAUGUGUAAAAUUCAGGAUUCUUUUAAGCCUAUUAUUACAUAGCUAUCAUUUUAGUUUUUAUUUCCUUAAUUACUUUGAGGCUUCGUUUAUAGUACCCACAUACACAAUUUUAAGUAACUUAGUUCAGCGUGUAUUGAGGAUAGGCAUAAUAAUUUUGUUAGCUUAUCUUUCAGGCUCAUAGGUGAGUAAACAUGUAUGUGAUCCUUAUUAACAUGUAUACAAUGUGAUACUUUCCUCAGUGAUAAUUUUUAUCCUAAAAGCAUAUUGAUGAAUGUUUUUAAAGUAUGUUUUUCCGUUACAAAUUAUUUGUAUCUAAACAAUAUUUACUCAGUACACCUAAAUAAUGUGAUUGAUUUGUGCCUUUUUCUGAUGACCCCUUUAACACUAUUGUUUUAUUUUCCCCUUAUAGAUGAAGGGUGUAAGUGCACACCAAAGGCUGCAACUAUUAAUGUUAUCAAGGUCUUGGGAGUUAUCCUGCUGCUCUAUGUCUUCAUCUGUACCUUGGAUUUACUUAGUAAUGCCUUCAGAUUGCUUGGAGGAAAAACUGCAGGUAAAAUUGAAACACACACACACACACACACACACACACCCCCCCCCCCCCACCCCCACUCCCCAAUGUGAUUUCCAUUCAUUUAUUUAAAAAGGUCCUUUAUUAUUUUUGUUUAUAUAUAGAGAGAAAAUUAUGAGCAAUUUUUUAGGAUUAGGAUCACUUAACUUCUACUCUGCUGGUAUUCAAGCACUUGAUUUGUUUGAGGUUUAAGAAUUAUUUCUAUAUUAUUUUUUUUUUUAGGCAGUGUGUUCCAGGAUAGCAAGCUUCUUGCAAACCCAAUUACAGGCCUAAUGAUUGGUGUACUUGCCACUGUUAUUCUUCAGAGCUCUUCAACUUCCAGCUCCAUUGUCAUAACUAUGGUGGCAUCAAAGAGUAAGCUACUUUUAGUUUAUAAUGAAAGCUCCUUUUUUUUGUGUGUAUGUUUGUGUAAAUAUUUUUUUAUGGACAGUCUACUUCUGGUCCAAAUAUAUUAAUUUGAACUCUUUGAGCCAUGACCUUGUAAAUGUCUUUUUAGUGUGAAGUUGCCUAAGACAUUUUAUUUAGGGCAUACAAUUUCACUAGGUAACCAUGGUUCUUUUUUUUUUUUUUUUUUUUUUAAAUUUAAUUAGCGCAAUCAGAUCUUUUACCUUAAUUAUUUUUAAGCUUGUUUUUUUUUUAAAAAUUUUUUUAUUUUUUUUUUUAGUUUUUUUUUUUUUUUUUGUUUUUUUUUUUUUUUUUUUUUUUUUUUUUUUUUAAAUUUAAAUAGCGACAUCAGAUCCUUUACCAUAAUUAAUUUUAAGCUUGCUUUUUUUUUAAAAAAUUUUUUAUACAUAUAUAUUAUAACCACCAACUUCAUUCUAGUGCAUCUCUGGCAUAGUGGUUAGGUUGUCUUGGUGGGAAUGAGCUAAGUCAUCGUUGUUACCCUGCCCUGUCAUAUUAAAUUUUGUCAAAUCAUUUUAUCUCAUCAGUUAUUGAUUUGCAUCCUGCCAUCCCUAUCAUCAUGGGAGCUAACAUUGGUACCACUGUGACAAACACACUUGUCUCACUUGCCCACUCUGUGAAUCGCAAAGAGUUCCGCAGAGCUUUCAGUGGGGCUGUGGUAAGAUUAUUAACUAAUUCUAACGUAAAGACCCUAUUCAGCAGGAAAAACAAUAACUUAAACCAUGGGGGUUGGUAGGGAUCCUUCUUCAGUAGUAUUUCUCUUUGUGGUACAUGGACUGUUACUUAUGUUUGUUUUUUUUUUUCCUCUCAUAGGUUCAUGAUGUUUUCAAUUGGCUAACUGUCCUUGUGUUACUGCCUUUGGAAUAUUUCACAGGUAAUUAAUACAUAUAUAUAUAUAUAUAUAUAUAUAUAUAUAAAUCACCCUUGUUUAGACAAAUGGGCUGCUUGAUCAGCCAAAUAAUAAAAGCCUGGAUAAUCGCUGGCUCUUCCUCCUACCAGCUAAUCAGAUUGCUUCUGGCAUUUCUUACUCAUCUGCAUUUAAAUGGCUGUUCUAUUGAAACAAUUUAUAUUUUGUUAAUUAUCAAUUAUUUUAUUUUGUGGCAAGCUAUUUCAUUAUAGUAAAGAAUUGUAGCUGCAUAAAGGAAAAAAUCAAUUUUAAAUGAUGCGGUUUAAAGAAGCGGUUCAAAAAUAUACCUGGUAGUGAUGAUAUAAACAUUUAUCAAUCUCUUUUUUUUUUAUUUUAUUGCUAAUUUUUUGUGAUCAUUGUGAGAGACACCACCAUAUUAAGCAUGGUUCAAUUUAUUUCAGACUAUUUACUUUGGAAAUUAAGAUUUUAUGUUUCAGGAGUAAAUAUACCCCUACAUUAGUCAUUUUUACAAUGUUUUCAUUCUGUUCAAUUUGCAGGUUACCUGUAUCAUCUGACUGGUGCCAUUGUCAAUAGCCUUGAUAUUGAUCACAUGAGAGCCAAAAACCAGGAUUUGUUGAAGACAAUAACCAAGCCACUAACAAGCAAAAUUGUGCAGGUUUGUUGUCUUCUAUUUUAUAAUAUGCUGAAGAUUUUAGCGAAGGUGAUAUGUGCAUAGUAACUGGUCUAAUAGGUAUUGUACCUGUAGUUUAUGGUUCUUACUCGAAUAAAACUCGUAAUAAAGAAGUCUAUCAGCUAUUUGCAGCAAUAAAGGCAUCUUUUGGUGUAUGAAGUAUUGCUAAGAAGAUGGUUAGAAUUAAUAUAUUAUUUUUUUUAAAUAUUUUUUUAAAAUCUACUUUUUCAGAUUGAUGAGAAUGUAAUUACUAGCAUUGCAGAGGGAAAGAUGGAGUUUGCCAAUAAGUCUGUUCUAAAGGUAUUUAACAUGAUUCUACUUUGCCAAUGAUGCCUAAAUUUCUCUUUGAUUCCCAUAUAGACGCCAAUAACAACUCUGUAACUGUCAAGUGCAUUUGUCUGUGGCAUCAAGCCAGUUUUAGCAUUUUCAUAUGGUUGUAGAAAAUGAAAGGAUGUACUUAAUUAAUUCAGAGACCCUUACUUAUAAGUAUACCUUUUCCGAAAGUACAUUAGACAAGGUAUGAAAAGAAUUUUUUUAAAAUUAUAUGUAUGUUGAUAUUGAGUGAAUACAAUUUUAAUACCGGUACUUAACUAACAUCUGCAUUCAACCCAAACAUAAAUAUAUAUAUUUUUUUUGCACAUCAAGUUUUCGAGAUACUAAAUUUUUUUUUAGAAUAUGUCAAGUUAUAGGUACCAGGUACUUUUCAUUUUGGUGAAUUUCUUUCAUUUACGAAGCUACAUACCAAUUUUUCAAUUUUUUUUUAUUAAUUAAUACUCCAGAACAUGCUCAAACAUAAAUGUCUUUGAAUCUCUUGGGUAGGUCUUUGGUAUCCAAUCUUUCUGUUAGAUUUCCACCCUUUCCCAAACAAAUUUGUAUGUAACAAUUCAAUUAAGCUUAGGGCUAAAUGUUUCAAUUUUAAGUCUUAUAUCGCAAUCACCGCCUGAGUUAAUACUGUCAUUACUGCCGCUUGGACAUCUCCAAAAUUAUUGGAUUCAUUUUAAUCCAUUUGAAAUGUUUCAACCAAAAAAAGAAAAACAGUUGAUUUCGAGCGGCGCCUUCUCCAGCAUCAGACAUAAUGGGUCAAUUCAUAUAAAAGAUUGAGGAAAUUUUGCACCCGAUUAAUCACAAUACAAACCCCGAUUAAAGCAUGUUAUCACACAUUUAGAAAUAGGAAGCAAACCAAUUCAUAUAAUAUCCCCAUAACCAUUAUUAUAUUCAUUAAAUGAUUGGCAUUUUUAAUGACUAUUUUGCAAACAGCAGAUGAUCAAACAUUAUGACAGUUAUAGGGUAUAAAUAAAAAUCCUUUCAAUUACAAAAAUAAUUAUAAUUAAACAAUCGUUUCAACUAUUUGUAUGAUUUCUCUCAAACUAUAAGUUCAAGUUGUUUUUUACAAACCCAUCAUUGCAUUGUCUUUUAGUUCUGUUAUUUUUCUGAACAGAUGAACUGUAAGUUGCCAGUAGUAAGUGAAGUUGUGCUGAUGAAUGAAACAAUGUUUGAUAACACAACUGGUGAGUCCACUUGGUCGCUGGUGAACCGUACUGUGGAAAGGAACCCUGUUGAAAACUGUAAGUUUGCUUUUUAAAAUUCACAAUUCAUCUAAGGGUGCUUUGGACCAGAUUGCCAUAUUUUAAUUUCAAAGAAAAUUUAAUGGCAAUUUACUAUUUAAAGAAAUUAAGAAUCUUUAUAGUCUAACUUGAACCUUCUGUUUUGUUUUUGGCUUCCACUUGAUUAAUUUAGUCCAACCUUUGAUUGGUGGGCUUUUUGAUAUAAGAAUCUUUUAAUAACUUUUGUAAUUCUUUCCUCCUUCUUUUUUUAGGUGGCACUUUGUUUAACAUGAUUGGCUGGAAUGAUACCUCUUCUGGAAUUCUCUUGUUCUUCUGCUCCAUAAUUUUUCUCUCCCUCUGCCUCUACCUGAUGGUGAAACUACUGCAUUCACUCCUUGGUGGACAAAUUGCCAAAGCUGCCCGAAAGACUAUCAAUGCUGACUUCCCAAGGCCCUUCCACUGGCUGACUGGAUACGCUGCAAUUAUUGUUGGUGCUGGAAUGACCAUUUUGGUCCAGAGUAGCUCAGUGUUUACCAGUGCUCUUACCCCAUUGGUUGGCAUUGGAUGUCUGAAAAUAGAACGCAUGUUUCCUUUAACGUUGGGCUCCAAUAUUGGUACCACAUUUACAGGCAAGUUUGAUUUUAAUAGAUUUUGUUUUAUAACAUUUUCUAAAUAGCUUUCCUUUAAAUUAGAUAUUCACAUGCCCACCUUAAAUCUAAUUAUAUAACUGCUUUCUGCAAUUUUGUAAUCUUUUUUUAACACUUAUUUUCUUUCAGGCAUUCUUGCUGCUUUGGCUUCUUCACCAGAUUCCUUAUCCACUGCUCUUCAACUUGCAUUCUGUCAUUUGUUCUUCAAUAUUACUGGAAUUCUGCUGUUCUACCCAAUUCCCAAGAUGCGUCAAAUCGUGAUUGGGACCGCAAAAUAUCUGGGCCGUACGACUGCAGAAUACAGAUGGUUUGCAAUUGCAUAUUUAGUUUUCAUGUUCCUCAUUUUUCCAGGCUUUUUCUUUGCUGUUUCAUUUGCAGGGAAGGUUGUUUUCAUCAUUGUCAGUUGCCUGAUAGCUUUCAUUGCAUUGUUUAUUUUGGUUCUCAAUGUAAUGCAGAAGCAUGAAAAGUUGAGGAGGUUCUUGCCAGUCUGCAUGCAAACAUGGAACUUUUUACCAGAAUGGAUGCGAUCUCUGGCACCUGUCGACAGGUGCAUGCAUAAAAUAUUUGAAAAGUGUUGCUGCCAGUGUUGUAAGAAACUGAAGUGCAUGCAGAAUGUAGAUGUAGACAUGGGUUCUAUAGACAGCGACAGUGAUAUUGAUUCCUCAGUUCAGUCAUCCUAUCUUCCCUCAGCCGCAUCCUCCAAGAUCUUUCUUUCCUCACAAUCUUGCACUACCCUACGCUUAUCUGAAUCAAGUAGGAGAAUUUAUAAACCUGCCUCUAGAAGAAGCAGUUUAAGAAAGUCACCUUUGCUUUUGGAGAGGAAAGUUGCAGCCAUUGAAGAGUCUUGUGUUUCAAGGAAAUCGCCCUCUCUUGGGGAUAGAAAACCCACUGCAGAAGAGGCGCAACAAAAUCUUUUAAGUAACCCAGAACAAGGGAAAGCUGCAUUUUACAUAUCACCUUCAGAAAUAGAUCUUCGGAGGCCAGAGCUUGAAUCUGAAGACUCAACAAUUGUUGAUUUGAAAACUAAAACUGUUUAUUUGGACAAAGAAAGUGUGAUCUGAUCCUAGAUAGUAUUUAUAAAUUCAACUCUAAGAGUUCGAAUAGGAAUUCAUCUAUUUGAACCCAUAACUUAUUCCAGCUUUAAAGGGAUCUACAUCAAAAAAUGCUGCAACAGUGGCAGCCUUAUUAUGACCCAGCGAGUGUUUGGAAAAUAUCCCGUCAUAGCUAAAUGCCUCUGGUGCGGAUCCAUCCAUCAAUGCAUUAGUGGAAUAAUCUGCCUUUCAUUAAAUUAUCUUAAGAAAAUUUAAAGGAACCUGUAACCCUCAGCCCUUUUCCAUACCCCCACUCUUAACUGUGCUUCCUGAUGAAUAGACCAAUGUAAAAUGUCAGUAUUAUCAUUAUCGUUUCUGAUGUUUAUUACUAGAUUUUCUUGCUUUAAAAACAUGAGACUUGCCCUAUGCCAUUCCAAGAAUAUAGGUACCAGAUUUUUUUUACAUUUCAUACCUUAUCAUUCCACUGAGUAGAUUAACAUGACAAAUUAAUGAGCUUCUUGUGACAUGGGAGUUUUAUUGGGACUUUUGAAAACUUUGAUGAUUAGGGAAUGUGUAAUGGGUUGUUAAACUUAGCUAGUUUCCGUUUAAUCAAAUGAUCUCUUUAAUAGGGGUGUGCCGGAUCCGUUUUUUCCAACCGGAUCCGGAUCCGGAUUUUCUUAUGCGAAAUCCGCCGGAUCCGGAUUCCGGUUUCUCCCGGAUUCCGGAUUUUGGUACUAUUGGUAGAUACUUCGGUAAGUCAAGGUGGACUACUACUUUUUGUGUAUGGGAAUUCGCAAUCGGCGCCAAAAAAUCCGAGUUUUUAAUUUUCCGAUGUGUGUGUCUAUUUAUUAUUAAAUUAGUACUUUCGAUAUAUAUUUGAGUUCCGUU
Lymnaea stagnalis (great pond snail) is the source of this 8739-nucleotide messenger RNA. Lineage: Eukaryota; Metazoa; Mollusca; Gastropoda; Lymnaeidae. The record is from the annotation of a GenBank genome assembly.